Molecule: messenger RNA, 985 nt
Organism: Symphalangus syndactylus (siamang)
Lineage: Eukaryota; Metazoa; Chordata; Mammalia; Primates; Hylobatidae
Gene: NFILZ
Product: NFIL3 like basic leucine zipper
Biological process (GO): circadian rhythm; regulation of DNA-templated transcription
Cellular component (GO): nucleus
Molecular function (GO): DNA-binding transcription factor activity; DNA binding
Source: RefSeq, a predicted model, not a curated record
AGGUUCAGUCAUCCUUCUGUCUCCCUCUGGGUUUCCAAGAAUCUUACCUUGGAACUCCAAUUGAACUGAGCCCUGGGCUUGUCUGCUGACCUUCUCAACAGUUCUCCAAGCAGCCAUGGAUGUGGGUUUCUCGGGCCUGCCAGAUGUGUCUCAGAGUCAUAGCAAGACCUUGUGGGGGGCUCGGGGCAGGGGCCCCUCCAUACGUCGCCAGCGGGAGUUCAUGCCAGAAGAAAAGAAGGACACAGUUUACUGGGAGAAGCGGAGGAAGAACAAUGAAGCAGCCAAGAGAUCCAGGGAAAAGCGACGUCUCAAUGAUGCAGCCAUUGAGGGCAGGCUGGCUGCACUGAUGGAGGAGAAUGCCCUGCUCAGGGGUGAGCUGAGGGCGCUCAAGCUUCGCUUUGGCCUCCUGCCCCUUACUGGUGGGCCCCAGGCCUUGCCCUUGCAGGCUCUGCUAUGGGAAGCCCCCUGGACUGGGGACCCCCAGCCUGGGGCUGAAGCACUCUCCUCCUUGUCUGGCUCUCACAGCUGCCUCUUGAGGCCAUGUUCCCUGGAUGCUGGGAUUCCAGGAUGUCGGGGCUGCCUGCUGGCUCCCAGAUGGACUGGCUUGGCCACUUCUCCUAGGUCCCCCCAAGAGUCUGCAUCUCCUACCCUCAACAGAAUUGGCAUGGCCUUGCAGACUGCCCUCCCACCUGCCCUCUUCAGCUGUCACCUCUUGGAUAGGCACGUAGGGUCCAGACCAGAGCUCAGACCCUGCUGGGGGCUGUGGUCACCAAGGCCCUCUGGAUGCCGGGCUUCAGGGCCAUCAGAUGUGUUGCUGACACCCACUGCUGAUCCCAUGGGUCCGUCUCCUGGGGUGACCUGCCCUGUCCCAGGGAACAGUCCUGAGGGUCUGGGUCAGCCCUCUCUGCCCCACAAACUGCGCAUCAAAUCCCGAGCCUCAGGCAGGGUACCUUGUGGCUGGGAGGGUGGUCAGGCCCCCCUCUGA